AUGGAAUCCUCUCACCACCAAUCAUUCACCAUGAAUCAUCACAACUCGAGAUAUCACAACUCCUAUGAAACAUCAGCAUCAGUGCCAUCAGCACCAUCAGCACCAUCAGCACCGUCAGCACCAUCAGCGUUACUACCCACGACCACUUCCUCAAUCUCCCUAUCUUCGGAACCAAUAUCUACUACUGUAGAACAACCCUGCUAUUCCUCAGGAGAUAUCCUCGCGGACUCUUACAUGCCACUAUCCACGUCCACCAGUUCCAAGACUCGCAAAAAGAGUCGUUAUUUCCGCACCAAGCCACAACAUCAAGACCAACCACAACAGCCACAACAACCACAACUAUAUCCAACACCACAGGAUCAUCGAUUGGAAGCAGCGGAAAACAACAACAACAACAACAACAACAACAGCAACCUUGGCAAAAGUCAGGAACAACAACAACAACAACACUCUUCAAUAAUACCACCACCAUCAUUUGUCACGGUGGAUGAGUCCUCCCAUCGAUCCAUUCGAAGGAGGGGUGCCGCCGGGUAUUCAGAACUUCUUAAAUCAGCCUUCGAGGCAAGUAUGAACUUUGACAUCGACUUUGACGACGAUGAUGACGACGACGACGAUGCAGACGAUAAUUAUCGUAUUCAGCGUCGAAGACAGGAGGAUGAUGAUUAUUCGAGCAUUCGAUCCGAUUGUACCAGUCAAGAAGAGUACUUUGACCGCAAACGGAGGCGGAGUCUAUCAUCCAUCGCCAGCGGUUCCUCGUCGAAUGGAUUCCCGGCUAUGAGUAGCACAACUCAUCAUGCACCAAUUAUAAACAACAACACAUCAUAUCAUGGCAACAAGCGCCGAAGGACCAGCAUCUUUCUCGGAUCCAUGUUUCAGGGGAUGGAAUUGCAAACGCAAACGAACAGCAACAACACUACAUCGACGGCCACACCACCCAACAGCAACAGCAACUGUGCCGCCGUGCCAGUAAGCAUGGCUGCCACCAACAAGCCAUGA
This is a messenger RNA of Cylindrotheca closterium, 996 nucleotides long. The record is from the annotation of a GenBank genome assembly. Lineage: Eukaryota; Bacillariophyta; Bacillariophyceae; Bacillariales; Bacillariaceae.